Malania oleifera is the source of this 2088-nucleotide messenger RNA. Its product is annotated as pentatricopeptide repeat-containing protein At1g77360, mitochondrial-like. The transcript is spliced from 2 exons. Lineage: Eukaryota; Viridiplantae; Streptophyta; Magnoliopsida; Santalales; Ximeniaceae. The coding region runs from base 116 to 1828 and encodes 570 amino acids. The record is from RefSeq and is a predicted model, not a curated record. Gene Ontology annotation, molecular function: protein binding.
GAAAGUGAUUUUUAAAAAUAAAAUCGUGUGCGAUGGUCUCCCAUAGGAAGACGAAAACGAAGCACAACUGCACAGCAGUCCGACUGCUCCACUGUGACAAUAUGGGUUAAAACUUAUGCUCGCCCGAAUACCCCGCUCCACGCCUUCCUUCCUAUUUACCUCGUCCUUCUCGAAAUUCUGUCGCUGGAACAAGCAACCGAGGAGCAAGACGCCACUACCGCCGUCGGCACCAUCCAUCACCACCACCACCACCAUCGCCGCCAACAACGACGGGACUUUCACGCCUGCACGUCUCUCAAGGGUUUCACAAUCUUCCUCUUCAAUGGCGGCCCUAUCUGCAAACCCUAAAACCUCCACCACCAGUUCAAUAUCUCCCAGCCCUCUCAAAAGACCCCCUCAGAUCAUCCCUUCUUCUUCCUCACACCAUCAACGCCCAAAAAAGCAUCAAUCUCUCCCCUUUCCUUCUCACCUUGAUGUCCCUGGCGUUUCCCCUGUUGCCAGAAUCCUCUGCGAGAUCCUCACUGGAUCCUCUCCCAACGACGUAGAAGCCGCCCUGUCUGCCACCGGCUUGAUCCCCUCUUCCGAUUACAUGGAAGAGGUCAUCAAGCUGGUCUACAACUCUCCUUCUGCUGCCAUCAAGUUCUUCAGGUGGGCCGGCCGCACCCACAAACCCUCGGCAUAUGCAUGGAAUCUAAUGGUUGAUUUGCUCGGCAAGAACCAGUUGUUUGAGGAAAUGUGGGAUGCCAUUCGUUCGAUGAAGCAAGAGAGCGUGCUGUCAGUUGCCACCUUCGUGUCUGCAUUUGGAAGCUACUGUGUUGCGGGAAGGUUCAACGAGGCCAUCAUGACAUUUGAUGUCAUGGACAGGUAUGGAAUUCAACAAGAUAUUAUUGCUGUGAAUUCAUUAUUGAGCGCAAUAUGUCGCCAAGAAAAUCAAACUUCGAAGGCCCUUGAAUUCUUUGAGAAGAUCAAGGGAAAGAUUCCUCCAGAUGGGGACACCUUUGCCAUUCUGUUGGAAGGUUGGGAGAAAGAAGGCAAUGUGGCCAAGGCUAAGACCACAUUUGGUGAGAUGGUGGUUCGUGUCGGAUGGAGCCCAGAAAAUAUGUCAGCUUAUGACGCAUUCUUGUCAACUCUUGUUCAUGGGUCGAAUGCUGAUGAGGCAAUGAAGUUUCUUAAGGUUAUGAAGGGUAAUAACUGUUUACCAGGUUUGAAAUUCUUCUCUAAUGCACUCGAUGUUCUUAUUAAGCAGAACGAUUCAACUCAUGCAGUUUUGUUGUGGGAUAUUAUGGUGGGUAGUGGUUUGGUACCCAAUUUGAUAAUGUACAAUGCAGUAAUUGGUUUGCUCUGCAACAACAAUGAGAUUGAUUACGCUUAUCGUCGUCUCGAUGAGAUGGUAUUCCAUGGCACAUUCCCAGAUUCAUUAACUUAUAACAUGAUUUUCCAAUGUCUUGUUAAAAACAAGAAGGUUCGUGAAGCUGCAAAGUUCUUUUUUGAGAUGAUCAAGAAUGAAUGGCCACCCACACAUUCUAAUUGUGCCUCGGCCAUCACGUUGCUGUUUGAUGGUGAUGACCCCGAGACAGCAAUUGAGAUAUGGAACUAUAUGAUUGAGAAUCGCAUUUUGCCUCUUGAUGAGAGUGCAAAUGCAUUACUCAUUGGGCUUUGCAACUUGGGAAGGUUGACAGAUUUGAGGAAGUUUGCGGAUGACAUACUUGAUAGGAGAAUUAAUAUAUAUGAGUCAACAAUGGCCAAGUUGAAGAGCACUUUCUAUAAAGAGGGUAGAAAUGCACGAGAUACAUACGAUAGUCUCUCGAGGAGAUGGAAAGCUUCCUAGAUGUUAGCAUUUUUAACUUCUGGUCUCAAUUGCAAUAUAAAACUUUUAAUUCUAAUUUGUAAUGUUUGGGACAUUGUAGAUAUGUGGCAGUCAUGAAUGGAAAACCUUCGAAUGUAAGCAGGUUUCGCCAUUUCUUGGUUGCUUUGAUUUUCGCCUUCUUCUCUUUUCCCCCUUCCCAUUUCUGUCCUUCCAAAUGGAAUGGGGACAAGCUAAAAUGUUUUUUCUAAUUCAUCUUUUAUCAUACGCCCCCUUGAGUUGAA